Molecule: messenger RNA, 1086 nt
Organism: Dichomitus squalens LYAD-421 SS1
Lineage: Eukaryota; Fungi; Basidiomycota; Agaricomycetes; Polyporales; Polyporaceae
Exons: 4
Coding region: 1-1086 (361 amino acids)
Source: RefSeq, a predicted model, not a curated record
AUGGCCAAUACUUCAGGACUACACAUCUUCGCCGACUCUGGCGUCCCCACAGACACUGCUGAUCACACCACCCUAGUCAUACUACACGGCAGCACAAUCCAUAGUGGAAAUUUCACACGUCUGCUGCCCCUGGGAAAGGCUCGCCAUGCCCGGAUCGUCCUCGUCAACCGCCGCGACUACCCUGGGGCCGUACCGUACACAGAGUCGGAGCAGUUAUUGCUCUCAGAUGCACAUUCAGAUGACGAGGUCAUCAAGAGUAACCUCGCUCUCUUCAUGAAACAACGCGCGCAAGAACUACUCGGAUUCCUAGUGGAGCUUGUACAAGCGGGAGGCGUGACGCCAGCUGAGCCCAUACGGAACAAGGGUGGGAUCGUCGUCGCGGGCUGGUCCUUGGGACAGGCGUGGAUGACUGCUUUACUUGCCCCCGCUUCUUCUUCCCCUGCCAGCAGUCGUCUGCGCGAGUACAUCAGGCGCGUUGUUCUAUACGACCCGCCCAGCUUUCUGUUUGGUUACCCGCGACCGUCGGAUCCAUACGACCCAUUCCUGCAGUCUGCUGCCGAGUAUGGAGAUCCCCAGAAGAUUUUGGAUUGGGUCAGUGGCUACUUCGAUCAUGGCCCCACGGUCGACACCCUCGUGCGACGCAUUCCCUCAACGUCCCCCACGCCAACGCUCCGGACUAUACCGCUCGAGGAGCUCCCGAGGAUGGUGCAUCCACCUCCCGGUCAAGAUGGGGGCUCUGACCACUUGCUCGUCGUGAACGGUCAUCGAGUGGGCUUCUUCGGGGGCUUUUGGCAGGACGCUCUCCGUGUCUCUCCCGAGUCGACGGAAGACGCCUCGGAGGAGUGGCGCGACGUUGAAGUCCGACUGGUCUACUGCGACCGUUCGACUUGGGAGUGUGUGCAUGCUGCGUGGCAUACGGAAAUCGAGCAGGAGGAGGCACAGAAGACUGGGCUUCCUAUCAGGAAGUUGUUCCUUACACGCAUACGAGGAGGGAACCACUUCGUGCAUUGGGACUAUCCAGAGGAGACCUUAGUCUCAAUGCUUGACGAAGAAGCAGUGGUCACUGUGGGAAGCAGGCUUGCUUAG